UAUGCAUUAAGUAAAGAUUUCAACAGUUUGCACUCCCUGCAGAUAUUUUUAAAAGUUCAUGGCAAAUGGAAUUUACAGAUGCUUGUUUUGGUUAGCAUUUUUUAAAAAUCUGUGCACAUGAAGGGUCUUCAAAAAGUUCAUGGUAUGUGUAUUAUGGGAAAAAACUGUGCAUGGGACUCAAACCAGCACUCGGAUAGGGGAUGCUGGCGUCACAAGCAUCGACUUAACCUGCUGUACCACAACACCAACUCAAAAGAACUGGGAAUUUCCAGUCUAAUUUAGAAACUGGAAACUGAGUCUUCCUCCCUUGAUUAAAUAAAAUGUUACUCUUUAAUGAUAAUCUGUGCAUAGUAUUUGUAAAAAGAUUCACUGGAAUUUUAAAUGAUGGAUAUUAGAUUCUGACUUGUUAUUAAUCUAUAAGCUCAAAUUAAUUUGCUCACUUAAUAUUUUUUUCAUCCCAGCAAGGACUGUUGAUAAGAGGUAAAGAGAGAAAAAGAGGUAACUAGGGAAAAUAUUUUUUUUAGAAAUAACAUUAUUAUUUGAGAUAAUAAUAAGAAAAGCUACUUCAGAUUACUUAGAUUCUCUUUUUGACAAAAUAACUGUAACACUAAGUAACAGAAAGUGGAAUGUGAAUCCAUACUGUGGCUUGACAACUAACGAUGAGAAAGAAUACCCAUGAACUAUUUUCAAGAAAUCUAAAUAAUUCCUUCUACCAUGUCUAGCAUCACUUAGAUGUUGUCUUAGGACUCCUCAUAUUAGACUUGAUCAAGCUUACCAUAGUUUGUAACGUAUGUGUGUGUGUGUUUUAAGAGAACCAGAACCGUUCCACCAGUUCCGCCAGCGAGCCCAUGGAAGUGGCCAACAAUGUCACAGAGUUUGUGUUCCUGGGACUCUCUCAAGACCCUGGAGCUCAGCUGAUGCUCUUUGCUCUAUUCCUCCUCUUCUACCUGGUGAUCCUGGUGGGGAACCUGCUCAUUCUGCUCACGGUGCUUGCUGACCCCCGGCUCCACACGCCCAUGUAUUUCUUCCUCAGCAAUCUGUCCUUCGUGGACAUUGCCUAUUCCUCGGCCACAGCACCCAAGAUGAUGGCCGACUUCGUUUCUGAGAAUAAGACUAUUUCCUACGGGGGCUGUAUAGCUCAGAUGUUUACCUUUCACUUUUUCGGUUGUGCUGAGAUUUUUGUCUUGACCGUCAUGGCUUUUGACCGGUAUGCCGCCAUCUGCCAGCCUCUCCGCUACACUACCAUCAUGAGUGCCAAUGUCUGCACCGUGCUGGCGUCACUGUCCUGGUUGGGAGCCCUGGGUCAUUCCUUUGUUCAGACGCUCCUGACCUUUCAGCUGCCUUUCUGCAAUGCUCAGGUCAUAGACCACUACUUUUGUGAUGUCCACCCAGUCCUGAAGCUUGCCUGUGCUGACACCACUCUGGUGAAUAUGCUGGUCGUUGCCAACAGUGGUCUCAUCUCUCUGGGGUGCUUCCUCAUUCUUCUGGCCUCCUACACUGUCAUUCUGUUUAGUCUUCGAAAGCGAUCUGCAGAGAGCAGGCGCAAAGCUCUCUCUACCUGUGGGUCUCAUUUGACUGUAGUGACUUUCUUCUUUGUCCCUUGCAUCUUUAUUUAUCUCCGUCCAUCCACCACAUUCCCGCUGGAUAAGGCAGUGUCUGUGUUCUACACCACCAUCACCCCAAUGCUGAAUCCUCUCAUCUACACGCUGAGGAACGAGGAUGUAAAGAAUGCCAUGAAAAGACUGUGGAAUCGCAAGUUCUCCUUGAAGGAAAAGCAGAAGGGAUAG
Oryctolagus cuniculus (rabbit) is the source of this 1787-nucleotide messenger RNA. RefSeq names its product olfactory receptor 4S2. Gene Ontology annotation, biological process: G protein-coupled receptor signaling pathway. Gene Ontology annotation, molecular function: G protein-coupled receptor activity; olfactory receptor activity. Gene Ontology annotation, cellular component: membrane. NCBI's taxonomy places the organism in Eukaryota, Metazoa, Chordata, Mammalia, Lagomorpha, Leporidae. The record is from RefSeq and is a predicted model, not a curated record.